Molecule: messenger RNA, 417 nt
Organism: Monoraphidium neglectum
Lineage: Eukaryota; Viridiplantae; Chlorophyta; Chlorophyceae; Sphaeropleales; Selenastraceae
Exons: 1
Coding region: 1-417 (138 amino acids)
Source: RefSeq, a predicted model, not a curated record
AUGGAACCCCGCGAACCACCUCCACCCAGGGGCUACGUAGGGCAGGCCCUUAUCAACAUCUGGACCGCCCUCGGCGCGCUGGUGCGGGGCGCGGUGCCUCGCACCGCCGACGACUCCAAGCGCGCCGUGGGCGCAGCCGCGCCGGUCUUUGUCGACAAGGACGGCCGCCCGCUGCCCCGCACACCCGCCUCCGCCGAGCCCACGCCACCGCCGCCGCCAGCCGCGCUCGCCCCCGCUGCGCCCGCCAGCCCGGAGCGCCACGCCCACGGCGCGCUCGUGUGCGCCGCUGAGGGCCUGGAGCGCGCGCUGCUGCAGCCGGUGGCGGGCGCCAAGGCCCCCGCAUUGGCGGCGGCGCAUGAGGAGCGGGAGGCGGAGCGCGUGACAGACCCCUUCAGGAGGCAGAUAACAUCCGGGUGA